GGAGGGGGAGGGGAAGCUUUAUUUAUAGAAAUGACAAUAGGGAGCCGGGAGAGGCCCCGAAGCAAGGUUCAAGUCUCGUGCUUUCUUCCUUAAAAAAAAAAAGAAGGGAGAAAGACAGAAAGAGAAAUAGGAGGAGGCUGCACUCCUGUUUUCAGCUUUGGCGAAGAUGGAUCCACGUUUCAUCUUUAAUCACGCCAGGCCCGGGCCCAUCUGUCUUGUUUACUCUGCCGCGGAGAGAACCGGCCUCGGUGGCGACCAUUACACCCGGCUAACAAAUGAGGCCCGGCUCAGCUACCACAGGAAGACAGCCUGGAUUUUCUUUCUUUGUCCCCCAUUCCUGAUACCCAACGAAAGCACCCUCUGACUUCCAGAUAGCACAGUGUUUUGGCCACGCAAAUCUCCGCAGACCGGCUGUUGGGGGAAAAAAGUGUUAGCCGUUUCUCCUGGACUUGCAAGGGAGAAAAAAUUUGGAACCAUAAAGUUGAAAACUUUUUUCUCUCAGUUUGGAAGAAGCCCUUCGUCAUGAAUGGGAUCCUCCGAGUUCGGGCCAGAGGAGGCGAGAGGCGAAAAGCCAUCAACUCUCUAGGUAGGAUCCUCAGGACACCACGGUCUGCAUGCAGCUCCUGUUGCUAGACGGUGCCAUCUCUCCUGGUGCAUCCAGAUGGGAGAAGGCAAAAGUGAAGUAUCCUAACCAGGCCACAGGGUAGUGGCUGACUCUAUGUGAAGAGAACAAGUUUUCCAAGCUGCCUGUGGAGGAAAGAGAGACUGUCUGCCUUCUAUUCUAUCCCCGAAGUUCCAAGUCAGCAGUUAGGCAGAGCUGCAAACCCUCCUGCUUUUGGAAAUGUCCUGGUGCUGUUUUUGUCUUUUUCCUCCACCCAGAAUGGCUCUUCCCCACCCCCACCCCAAAUCUGCAGACACCUACAUUCUUGGCUCCUGUCUUCCUCCUACAGGCCUCCUUGACUUUUCCUGCUCUUCUCAAACCCACUCUAAGAAAAGUUUAGUUUUGGUAGUCGUCCUCUUGUGCCAAGACUCGUAAAUCUUGCAGAGCUAAGAAAAACAAACAGGUUUGUUCUGAAUAAUAAUACUGCCCUCUGUCUCUUCUGUCAGUUCAUUUAAAGUUAAGGCGUUUUGCUAGUUCUCAUCUUCUUAGAAGUUCAAAUGUCUUUAUCACCUCUCAGCUCCUUCCGCCUAUCUGGAGGUGAGAAUUUCAUCAGAAACUUCUACGAAGUUCUUAAAGCCUCUGUAUUGCCGGCCACAUCUGGAGGUCAGGCUAAACACACGGUCCUCCUUUCGUCAUUCGCUCCUCAACCUCCCCUCUCCCUCCCUGCAAGAUGGUCUGAUUUUUUUAAAUAAUCACUCACUACUUGUUGUCUGUUUCUGAAAAAAAAAAAAAAAGCAGAUGGGGGGGGGGGGGGAUUGUUAAAAAAAAAAGGUCUGACUUUCCCGUCUACCGGGAAACCCGGCCUGGUAACAUCUGCAGUUGAGAGGAAGAAUGGGUGUAGAAGAAACAGGCUGGGAGACUCAGAAAGACCCAGCCAGAGCAAGGGAGUGGGACACUUGGCCACUGGCCCCGGGGGAAUGAAACUACUUUUUAAAAAAGUUCUGGUGUUUGGCUGCAAACGAGUGCAGGGGGUCACCCAGCACCCUGACACCUGCAGUGCCUUUGACUGGGCCUCCCAAUCCUACGGUUCCAAUUAGCAUAAUGGUUACUAGGGGGUGUGGAGGAAUUGUGCACAAAUCACUGGCUUUGCCGUGUCUUUGCUCUCCUCUUCCUGCCCCACCAAAAUCUCAAUUUGAAAAUUUACCUGUUCUUAAGAAAAAAAACAACCGAACAGAAACAGACGCUGAACAAAAACCUCUACCUUCUUUUCCUUCCUCACUUUUUUCCCCAGGGAGGGGUAUUUUAAAAUCUUCCCCCUCCCCCACCAUCUCCUUCCCUCCUUAUCAAGCAUCUAAGCUUGCUAAAGGGGGAGAGGUGGGGUGUGUGUGUGAGCUUGUAUGUGUGUGAGUGAGUGAGUGAGUGUGUGUGUCUGUGUGGUUUUUUCCCUGUGCAAAAGCAGAGGCCAUUGUUACGGAGAGUAGGGCGUACCAGUCUUAUAGGGCAACCACACUGUGGCGGCUUGGCCGCGCCUGAGCCCGGAGCUGGAUUCUCGGCGAGCUGAGCCGCCCAGGCACCUUUCGGUCUUCUUCUAUUUUUCUCUCCGCUCCCUCACCCCCUCCCUCCUGCGCACCCCCGCUCCUAAGCCGGGUGAAUUGAAGCGGACGCUGCGCGGCUCCUUCGGCCGGAGGGGAGAUUUCUCGCCUGCCGCUCGCGCUGGGGCUCGAUGUGAAUAUAUAUUAUGUCUGCCUGUUCUCCCCUCGUCGGUGGCUAAGGUCAGCCGCUACCAACGGACCCCGGGAGGAGGGGGGCAGAAAGGGGAGGGGGGGUCCGGCGCCUCACGUGACCCCCAGGGGUGCCAAUGUCCGGUCGUGAGGGUAUCAGGCCCUUGCAAGUUGCCACCCACUGCCCGGGCCUCGCCCAGCGAUGCAGAAAGCCACCUACUACGACCACGCAGCGGCUGCACUCUUCGGAGGCUACUCCUCGUACCCUGGCAGCAAUGGCUUCGGCUACGACGGCCCUCCCCAGCCCCCCUUCCAGGCCGCCACGCACCUGGAGGGCGACUACCAGCGCUCAGCGUGCUCGCUGCAGUCCCUGGGCAACGCCGCCCCGCAUGCCAAGAGCAAGGAGCUCAACGGCAGCUGCAUGAGGCCCGGCCUGGCCCCCGAGCCCCUGCCCGCCCCGCCUGGCUCACCCCCGCCCAGCACCGCACCUACCAGUACCACUAGCAACAGCAGUAAUGGGGGCGGGCCCAGCAAAAGUGGCCCCCCCAAGUGCGGCCCCGGCUCCAACUCCACCCUCACCAAACAGAUAUUCCCCUGGAUGAAAGAGUCGAGGCAAACGUCCAAGCUGAAAAACAGCUCCCCCGGCACAGCGGAGGGCUGCAGCGGCGGCGGCGGCGGCGGCGGAGGCAGUGGCGGCGGCGGCGGCGGCGGGGGAGGAGACAAGAGCCCCCCGGGGUCGGCGGCGUCCAAGCGGGCGCGGACAGCGUACACUAGCGCGCAGCUGGUGGAGCUGGAGAAGGAGUUCCACUUCAACCGCUACCUGUGCCGGCCGCGCCGCGUGGAGAUGGCCAACCUGCUGAACCUCAGCGAGCGGCAGAUCAAGAUCUGGUUCCAGAAUCGGCGCAUGAAGUACAAGAAGGACCAGAAGGCCAAGGGCCUGGCCUCGUCGUCAGGGGGCCCCUCCCCCGCCGGCAGCCCCCCGCAGCCCAUGCAGUCCACAGCCGGCUUCAUGAACGCCUUACACUCCAUGACCCCCACCUACGAGAGCCCGUCCCCCCCGGCCUUUGGCAAAGCCCACCAGAAUGCCUACGCGCUGCCCUCCAACUACCAGCCCCCUCUCAAAGGCUGCGGCGCUCCGCAGAAGUACCCUCCGACCGCAGCGCCCGAUUACGAGCCCCACGUCCUCCAAGCCAACGGGGGCGCCUACGGGACGCCCACCAUGCAGGGCAGCCCCGUGUACGUGGGCGGGGGCGGCUACACGGAUCCGCUGCCGCCCCCUGCCGGCCCCUCCCUCUAUGGUCUCAACCACCUUUCCCACCACCCCUCGGGGAACCUGGACUACAACGGACCGCCCCCUAUGGCCCCCAGCCAGCACCACGGACCCUGCGACCCCCACCCCACCUACACAGACCUCUCCUCUCACCACGCGCCUCCUCAGGGUAGAAUCCAAGAAGCGCCCAAAUUAACACACCUGUGAUGGCAGAGAGAAGGCAAAAGGACGAGGUCAUGGGGUAGGGAGACAUCCAGGAGGGGCGAGG
Messenger RNA from Manis javanica (Malayan pangolin), 3860 nucleotides. The record is from RefSeq and is a predicted model, not a curated record. Lineage: Eukaryota; Metazoa; Chordata; Mammalia; Pholidota; Manidae.